AUGGGCGCGUUCGUUCGGAGCGAGGAGGUGUGUCUUGUGCCGCUCUUUCUCCAAUCGGGGUCAGCCUACAACUGCGCCAGCGAGCUUGGAGAGCUGGGUCUGGUCGAAUUCAGAGACUUGAACCCCAAUGUCAACUCGUUCCAGAGGAAGUUUGUGAACGAGGUGCGGCGCUGUGAGGAGAUGGAGAAGUCCUUCACGUACCUGGAGCAGGAGAUUGGCCGGUCCCUGUUCCCCCCGCUGGCGGGUCCUCUCCCCACCCCCAGCCCUGUGCCCUCCGCUCCCCAGCCCAGAGAACUCAUGGCCAUCGAGGAGGAGAGCGAGAGGCUGGCCAGGGAGCUACGAGAGGUGUCCAGGAACAGAGACAGCCUGAUGAACCAGCUGAUCCAGCUCAGCCAAUACAGAGGGUUUUUGAUCCAGACACAGUCCCUCACAGCUCCGCCUCCCUCUUCUCCGGAGACUGCUGCCUUACUGGACAACAGACAAGGCAUCAGGCUGAGUUUUGUGUCUGGCGUGGUCCACCCGUGGAAGGUUCCGUCGUUUGAGCGGCUGCUAUGGCGAGCGUGCCGCGGUUACAUCAUCGUCGACUUCAGGGAGAUGGACGAGAGGCUGGAGAGUCCUGAAACGGGCGAGAUGGUCCAGUGGACUGUCUCCCUCAUCUUUUUCUGGGGCGAGCAGAUUGGACAGAAAGUCAAGAAGAUCUGUGAUUGUUUCCACACCCACACCUUUGACUACCCAGAGGGCACAACGGAGAGAGAGAAGAUUCUGCACGGGCUGCAGGGAAGGAUCAUAGACAUCAAAACGGUCCUCUCCCAGACGGAACAUUACCUGCAGCAGCUGCUGUGUCGCUCGGUGGCCCUGCUGCCCCAGUGGAAGGUGCGGUUCCAGAAGUGUAAGGCCGUCCAGGCCGUGCUCAACCUCUGCAGCCCCUCCGUCACUGACAAGUGUCUGAUGGCCGAGGCCUGGUGUCCCGUCAGCAAGCUGCUACUGCUGCAGAGCGCCCUGAUAGAGGGAACGAGGAAGAACGAUAGUGGUGUGGACUCAUUCUAUAACCGCCUCCCGGACCCAAGCACCCCUCCUCCCACCCUCUUCCACAACUCCUUCACAGCCGGCUUCCAGAGCAUCGUAGACGCAUACCGUGUUGCCAGAUACAGAGAGGUCAACCCAGCGGUGUACACCAUUAUCACCUUCCCCUUCCUGUCUGCGGUGAUGUUUGGGGACGUGGGCCACGGCCUCCUCAUGACCAUGGCCGCUCUCUGGAUGGUGCUGCAGGAGAGAGACCUCAAACUCAGGACCAAUGACAACGAGAUCUGCCAGAUGAUGUUUGGUGGUCGGUAUCUGAUUCUGCUGAUGGGUCUUUUCUCUAUCUACACCAGAGCUGUGUACAACGAGUGUUUCAGUAGAGGCCUCAGCCCCUUCCCCUCGGGAUGGCUCCUGCAACCUAUGUUCCAACACUACAACUGGAGUCUAAAGCUGUCGGAGGUGCUAUGGGUGAUGGUGAUGCGUAUCAGCCUGUCGUGGCAGGGCUACAUGGGAUCUGUAGUUCUAGCCGUCAUCUAUUCCUUCUUUGCCACACUCACCGUCUCCGUCCUGCUCGUCAUGGAGGGGCUGUCCGCCUUCCUGCACGCACUCAGAUUGCACUGGGUGGAGUUCCAGAAUAAGUUAUACAGUGGAACGGGAUACAAGCUCAACACUUUCUCCUGCUCCUCCAACCUGAACCCUCUAUAG
Messenger RNA from Oncorhynchus gorbuscha (pink salmon), 1725 nucleotides. It is a transcript of the gene tcirg1a, whose product is annotated as T cell immune regulator 1, ATPase H+ transporting V0 subunit a3a. Lineage: Eukaryota; Metazoa; Chordata; Actinopteri; Salmoniformes; Salmonidae. Gene Ontology annotation, molecular function: proton-transporting ATPase activity, rotational mechanism; ATPase binding. The record is from RefSeq and is a predicted model, not a curated record. Gene Ontology annotation, cellular component: plasma membrane; proton-transporting V-type ATPase, V0 domain; vacuolar proton-transporting V-type ATPase complex. Gene Ontology annotation, biological process: vacuolar acidification; proton transmembrane transport.